Choloepus didactylus (southern two-toed sloth) is the source of this 3795-nucleotide messenger RNA. It is a transcript of the gene IFT54, whose product is annotated as TRAF3 interacting protein 1. Gene Ontology annotation, cellular component: intraciliary transport particle B; ciliary basal body; axoneme. Lineage: Eukaryota; Metazoa; Chordata; Mammalia; Pilosa; Megalonychidae. Bases 47 to 2161 code for a protein of 704 amino acids. The record is from RefSeq and is a predicted model, not a curated record. Gene Ontology annotation, biological process: regulation of microtubule cytoskeleton organization; cilium assembly; intraciliary transport. Gene Ontology annotation, molecular function: microtubule binding. The transcript is spliced from 17 exons.
GGCCAGCUGAGGGGCGCGGGCGGGCGAGCCCGGGCGCGGCGCCGCCAUGAACGCGGCGGUGGUGAGGCGGACGCAGGAGGCUCUGGGGAAGGUGAUUCGGCGGCCGCCGCUGACGGAGAAGCUGCUGAACAAGCCCCCGUUCCGCUACCUGCACGACAUCAUCACGGAGGUGAUUAGAAUGACUGGCUUCAUGAAGGGCCUCUACACGGACGCCGAGAUGAAGUCCGACAACGUAAAGGAUAAAGAUGCAAAAAUUGGCUUUCUUCAGAAGGCCAUCGACGUGGUCAUGAUGGUUUCAGGAGAGCCACUCUCUGCAAAACCAGCCCGGAUUGUGGCUGGACAUGAGCCGGAAAGAACAAAUGAGCUGCUGCAGCUCAUUGGAAAAUGCUGCAUCAACAAGCUCUCCAGUGAUGACGCAGUGAAGAGAGUUUUAGCUGGAGAGAGGGGAGGUGCUAAAGGAAGAUCCUCACUGAUGCCGAAAUCUCAAGAGCUGGAUAAUAAGAAUGCUAAAGAAGAAGAGUCCAGAAGUCAUAGGGAAAAAGAGGAUAGAAGAAACUCUGAAAUAAAAGAGAGAAGUACAAGCAGAGAUCGAAAACAGAAAGAAGAAUUGCAAGAAGAAAGCAAACCAAGAGAAAAGGAACGAGACAAAGAAAAGGAAAAGACCAAGGAAAAUGACAGAGAUAGACAUAAAGAUCCCGAACGAGACAAACACAGAGAAGGGGAGCGAGAGAAGAGCAAGACCAGGGCCAAGCAGGAGCGCGAGCGCGACAGAGACAGGGUCACCCGCGAGCGGGAGAAGGACCCUGAGCGCGACAAGGAGAGGGAGAGGAAGAACGAGGGAGGGAAGGACAAAGAGAAAUGGAAAGACCGAGACAGGGAGCGAGGCCACGACAAGGGAAGGGACCGAGAGCGGGACAGACGGAGAGGGAAAAACGGGGAGCACUCGCGAGACCCCGACAGGGAGAAGAGCCGGGAGCACGAGAGGCUCGAGAAAAAGUCUGCCGGCUCAGGGGAAGUAUCUAAAAAGCUGUCAGAUGGAUCUUUUAAAGACUCCAAAGCUGAAACAGAGACUGAGAUUUCCACAAAAGCAUCCAGGUCAGUGACGACAAAAGCAUCAAAACGGCGAUCUAAGAAUUCACUGGAAGGAAGAAAGGAGGAUAAUAUUUCAGCUAAAAUUUUAGACCCCGUAGUGUCUGGAUUAAAUAAUGAACCAGAUCAGGAAUCUACAACUUCAGAAAUAGGGACAAAAGAAGCCAGUGCUAAUUCAGCCAGUGUUUCAGAUGAUAAUUCCGCUAGUCUGUGGCGUGAGACUGUUGAGGCAGACCCCGCGGUGAAACGGAAAGGUGACUCUACCAGUGACGUAGAAGGAGAAGUUGGACCUGCUGGCCAAGAUAAGUCAGAGGUGUCAGAGAAUUCAGAAAUCCCCAAUGAGCUUUCAUCCAGUGGCAGACGAAUACCCCGGCCUGGUAGCGCCAGACCAGCCCCUCCGCGGGUCAAGCGCCAGGAAAGCGCAGAGUCGCUGGCUGUGGACCGGUUGGGGAGCGGUAAAACCGUCUCAAAUGUGAUUGUAGAGUCACAGAAUUCCGGCAGCGAGGAGGAUGACCAGUUUGUGGUGGAAGCCGCCCCUCAGAUCUCUGAAAUGUCAGAAAUUGAAAUGGUGCCAGCAGUGGAAGUGGAAGAUGGCGAGAAGCACGGUGGACUGGUGAAAAAGAUUCUGGAGACCAAGAAAGAUUAUGAGAAGCUGCAGCAGUCACCGAAAUCUGGAGAGAAGGAGAGAUUGCUUGUCUUUGAGUCAGCCUGGAAGAAGGAGAAGGACAUUGUUUCCAAGGAGAUAGAGAAGCUCCGCGUGUCCAUCCAGACCCUGUGCAAGAGCGCGCUGCCCCUGGGGAAGAUCAUGGACUACAUCCAGGAGGACGUGGACGCCAUGCAGAAUGAGCUGCAGCGGUGGCACUGCGAGAACAAGCAGCAUGCUGAGGCCUUGCAGGAGGAGCAGAGCAUCACAGACCGCGCCGUGGAGCCCUUACAGGCCGAGCUGGCCGAACUGGGGCAGCUGAUCACGGAGCAGCAAGACAAGAUCUGUGCCGUGAAGGCCAACAUCCUGAAGAACGAAGAAAAGAUUCAGAGAAUGGUGUAUGGUAUCAAUCUGAGUUCAAGAAGGUGAAAACUCGAAAGCUUCAAAGACUGAAAGUCAUCCUCAGAUUCGAAAUAAAAAGGAAGAUAGAAAAUCAUUCUGCUUUAAGUUUCAGUUUGCUAAGAAAAUGAACAGUUUGCAGUGUCAUUAUCUAAUUAAUUUUCAGAGCUUUAGGCAUAUGAAGUAUAUAAAGAGGCCAAGCUUUCUUCCUUUCCCCUAGCUUGAGUACUUUUUAGUUGCAAAUGGUCCUUCAGAACGCCUUCAUGAGAUUUUUGCAAGACUCUUCUUGUUCUUUGUGUUUCUGUAGUAGCCUGUUUUGUUUAUUUCUGUUCCAGAAUCCUCUAGCAGGUAAGUGAUGUUGCCACACCAAGGGAAAGAGUAGUCCUUUAAUUCACUAUAAAUCUAGUGAAAUAACUUCUGGAGGUCGACUACUUAUUGGACAAUGAUUAUAUUUUUUUAAUAGGGACUUUAUAAAUAGAAUAAGGCCUGAAAAUGAAUAAACUCUUGUUUUUAGUUUGUAUUUGAAAAGGGUUAAUUCAUCCCAUUUUCUUAUAAGGUGCAUGUGAACCAUUUCUUUUUUUAACCUCUUUGUAAUUGCAGAUACUUCUUCACGUAAUUUUGUUUUGGGCCCCUAUUAUCUUUUGUUUGUGUGUCUACCUUUUAAAGUUAUUUAAAAAGAAGAUUUCAGUGUGGCUUUAAUGGACAUUGUCUGGACAUGAAAUUGUCGUAGGCUAUGUCCUCACUUUGACAAUUUGUCCCUGGGUUUUCCCCAAGUAGAUACUGGUGUGAUCUCCAACAUGUUGGCAUUGUUCCUUUUUCUUUGCACAGGUGUAUGCUACAAUAUGAGAGAGAUGGGUAGCUUUGGAAAAACUGCAUGAGGAUGGCUUUAAAGGAUGUACCAAUUGCAAGACAUUGUUUGAUGCUACUAAUUUUUUUUUUUUUUUUGAAAUUGUUUUUUAAAGCAAGGGUUUUUUUAAUACAUGGGUUAUAUUUAGUUUUUCUACUUACAUAUAACAUUGUAAAUAUUUAUUAAAGUCUUUGGUUAAUGUGUAAGGGGUUUCACUGUAUUUGGAGACAUACUUGCAGGUCUUAAGGUCUCAGUCCUGAUACUUAAUGUUUCUAGACAUUGUAUUUAUCAUGCAAGCUAAGGUGUGCCAUUUUAAGGGUUAGAAUUGCCUGACAAAGUUUUGCUUCUUUCAUGAUUAUCAAAAUGACACAAUUUAGUUUUACUCAGUGCAAUUUCCAAAAUAAAUCCUUUGCUGAGGUAGUUACGUGAUUUUCUAAGCUGAGUAAGUUCAAGAACAGAUGAUUAAAAUCUGCCAUUUUUAAGCAUUGACCUUUUCCCCUUUACUAUAGUAUACUGUAAAAUUCUUUUUAACCAGAUUAUACUAAAUACAUUUUUUGGAGAAAGCAAGGGAUCAGUGCUUUUUUUUUUUUUUUUCACUGAACUGAAUGACUUACCCACAACUCUGAAUGGACCCUGUCUUGCUUUGUUAAGAUGUCUGCCUUUUAUGAACUUGUAUAUAUGAAUAGAAUUUUUGUGUAGCACAAAAUGGCACAGAUUGUAUGUGAGUAGAAUUUUGUAUGAAGUAGUCUAUCAAAUUGUAUCAUAAAAUUUAUUUUUAUUUUUUGCACAAAUCAUUAAAAAUAAUCACAUUUUUAAA